Hansenula anomala is the source of this 527-nucleotide messenger RNA. RefSeq lists its product as uncharacterized. The record is from RefSeq and is a predicted model, not a curated record. Bases 42 to 527 code for a protein of 161 amino acids. The transcript is spliced from 2 exons. NCBI's taxonomy places the organism in Eukaryota, Fungi, Ascomycota, Saccharomycetes, Phaffomycetales, Wickerhamomycetaceae.
CCUAUGGAAAUGAUAUAGGAGUUAUCCAAGAUAAUACCGUAAUGAGUGGGAAGAGCGUGAAAAAUGGGAAACCAAAGCUUCGAAAGGGUGCUGUUGGAGGGCUUGACAUUCGUGAUCUGAUAAGAAAAGCUCAAGAUGAGAAACAUGAAAAAGAGGAUGCUAAGGUUGAAGUUGACAAUGAACCCAAUGAGAGUGAUCGUAUAAUUGCAGAAGAAGAGGAAGAAGAACAGAAAGUUUCAAUUUCUAAAAGUUUAUUGAAAGAUAGUCCGGUUGGUGAAUUAGAUCAAGAAGCUGAAGACUCUGAUGGCGUACCACUACCCAGAAAGAAAACUGAGUAUGAGAAGUAUUUGAAGUCUAAAGAACGUGAUAAACAAAUACGAAAAUAUAAUGAAGAAUGCAUCAAAGAAUAUCGAGAGGAAAGAGCUCAAAUGAGAGCUAGAGUACGGCAAAGGGAUCAUAGCCUUGACGAACAAGAAACAGUAUCAAUAGAAGCCUCACCAUCAAAGAAAGUGAGGUUCAAGUUUUAA